AUGGCUACGUUAGCCGCUGAAUGCGAUAGGUUUAAAAUAGACGUAAUUGGCAUUAGCGAAGUCAGAUGGAAUGGUACAGGUGAAUUCACAAACCAAAAGGGAGGUGUACUUAUGUACUCCGGCAUGCCCGACGAACAAGACCCUCACAUCCGAGGCGUUGCAGUUUACGUAAGAAAAAAUGUUAAGCACUCAAUCUUAUGCUGGAAAGCUAUAUCCGAAAGAAUAAUAGUAGUACGUUUUCGCGCAAAGAAAUUCAAUAUGUCUCUAGUACAAUGCUAUGCUCCAACAGAAGAUAGUCCACUUGACCAAAAAGAAGUUUUUUACAGUGCGCUAGAAAGAACGCUCUCUGAAAUUCCUAGAACCGAUGUAAUUAUUCUUAUGAGCGAUUUCAAUGCGGAAAUAACUCAGAGUAUCGAACUAGGAUCCCUAUUUCCUCAUAAAACGUGUCACAAGGUCACUUGGAAGUCCCCCGCUGGCAACUUCGAAAGUCAAAUUGAUCAUAUCUGCAUUUCAAAACGAUGGAGUAAAGUUCUAUGUGAUGUCAGAAACAAAAGAAGCGCUGAUAUCGACAGUGACCACUAUUUAGUGGUGGCCGAACUGAAAUUUAAUAUACCUAAACAUAGGUAUGAACACCCGCAGCAUACACGGCGCACGUAUAAUACCACAAAGCUUAAUGUUGGAGCGGUAAAGAAUGAAAUGAUCGAACGUAUUAACAACGUCAGUUUGAUGGAGGAUGCUUCUAUUGAGGAAACGUGGCUUCAUAUUAAAACAAAUCUCGAAGAGAUCUGCAAGGACACACUAGGCUACCGUAAAAACGAGCAAAAGGAAUGGUUGUCGGCAAACUCUUGGGAGCUCAUUGCUCAAAGAAGAAGUCUCAGUAGACAGAUCAAGAAAGCAGUCAAAAGCGACAAGAGAAACUAUUACGUUGAACUAAGCAUGAAAGCGCAAGCAGCAUCAGAAAAGGGCGACAUGAAGGAGCUGUUUAAGUUAACUAAACAACUAGGUGGAAUAUCUUUCCAAAGCAGCGCUCCAAUUGAAAAUGAAAACGGACAGCUGGUGUUUGCUAAGAACGAGCAGGCAGAAGUUUGGAAAAGACAUUUUGAGAAAACCCUAAAUAUCAUACACAACGAAAGUGGCGAGCUCACAAUACCAAGACAUCUAAAUCCUAACAGACAAAUAGAUACAAGGGCACCUAGCGUUAACGAAAUAAGAGGUGUAAUCAUUAGCAUGAAAAGUGGUAAAGCACCAG
Messenger RNA from Teleopsis dalmanni, 1249 nucleotides. RefSeq lists its product as uncharacterized. The record is from RefSeq and is a predicted model, not a curated record. NCBI's taxonomy places the organism in Eukaryota, Metazoa, Arthropoda, Insecta, Diptera, Diopsidae. The transcript is spliced from 3 exons. The annotation marks the transcript as partial. Gene Ontology annotation, molecular function: catalytic activity.